Messenger RNA from Hordeum vulgare subsp. vulgare (domesticated barley), 594 nucleotides. RefSeq names its product histone H2B.3-like. The record is from RefSeq and is a predicted model, not a curated record. The coding region runs from base 62 to 466 and encodes 134 amino acids. Gene Ontology annotation, cellular component: nucleosome. Gene Ontology annotation, molecular function: protein heterodimerization activity; structural constituent of chromatin; DNA binding. NCBI's taxonomy places the organism in Eukaryota, Viridiplantae, Streptophyta, Magnoliopsida, Poales, Poaceae. Gene Ontology annotation, biological process: nucleosome assembly. The transcript has a single exon.
CAUCUCGCCAUCUGAAGCACCUUCGAUCCAAACCCUCGAAUCAGCAGCAGCAGCCGCGUCCAUGGCACCCAAGGCGGAGAAGAAGCCGGUGGCGACCGAGAAGUCCCCGGCGGCGAAGAAGCCGGCUGCCGGCAAGACGGCGUCCAAGGAGGGCGGCGAGAAGAAGGGCAAGAAGAAGUCCAAGAAAAGCGUUGAGACGUACAAGAUCUACAUCUUCAAGGUUCUGAAGCAGGUGCACCCCGACAUCGGCAUCUCCUCCAAGGCCAUGUCCAUCAUGAACUCCUUCAUCAACGACAUCUUUGAGAAGCUCGCCGGCGAGUCCGCCAAGCUCGCGCGAUACAACAAGAAGCCCACCAUCACCUCCCGGGAGAUCCAGACCUCCGUUCGCCUUGUCCUCCCCGGCGAGCUAGCCAAGCAUGCUGUGUCCGAGGGCACCAAGGCUGUCACCAAGUUCACCUCAGCCUAGGCGUCUUCCUUUGCUCAUGGAUGCAUUGUAUUAUGUAUGUAGUUAGCUGUAAGACUGUGUUCUGAAUUUGUAAUCUGUUGCUGCUUGUUGGUCUGAAGAAAUAUUCAUAUUCUUACCGCUUGAAGAAA